ACAGGCAGGGACAAUGAGCUCCUCUGUGGUGAUCUGCGAAUCCCGAAUUUAUUUUUUCUUCAGUUAAUUCUACUGAAGGGGAGGGAAUUCAAAUGAUUUUAAAAUACAAGAGGAGGGUCGUGUGAAAAUGUAGAUAUGUCCCGAACACAACUUUACCCGUCUGGAGGGUACAGUGGAUGCCAACUAAUUAUAGUGACGGAUGGAGACUGCUGGGGAUGUAACUCCUCGAGAAAUACUCUACAUUUGAGCCUUCCAUCAUCAGGAAAAUUGCCCUGUUUUCUCAAAAGAGCUUUCGCACGUUUAACUGGUUUAGAGCAGCUUUAAUAAUCUAACUGCAGCGCAGAAGAUCUUCCCUCCUAGCAACACUAGACAGGUCAUCGCGCACAAUGUUUGGGAGCGAAGUUAUUCAAGCAAUAAAUCCUGCGAAUUUAGCUAGCACUGAAACAAAUACAGAAGAAUAUAUAUUUGCGGUUGGUACUUACAAACUCCUUGCUUUUGCCAUCGGAACAAUCGGAGUCUUCGGAUUUUGCAACAAUAUUAUUGUCAUCGUGCUGUACUACAGAUUCAAGAGACUCCGGACGCCCACAAAUUUGUUAAUAGUAAACAUUAGUAUAAGUGACGUGUUGGUGUCUGUCAUUGGAAUUAACUUUACGUUUGUUUCGUGCAUCAAAGGCGGAUGGGUCUGGAACUCGGCAACAUGCAUUUGGGACGGAUUCAGCAACAGUUUAUUUGGCAUCGUGUCCAUCAUGAGUCUCUCUGCCCUGGCCUAUGAGCGCUACAUCCGGGUGGUCCAUGCUAAGGUGGUGGACUUCGCCUGGGCCUGGAGGUGCAUCACUUACAUCUGGCUCUACUCCCUGGUCUGGACAGGGGCUCCUCUCCUGGGGUGGAACCGCUACACUCUGGAGAUCCACCAGUUAGGCUGCUCUCUGGACUGGACUUCCAAGGACCCUAACGAUUCCUCCUUCGUCCUCUUCUUUCUCCUGGCCUGCUUCUUCGUACCAGUGGGCAUUAUGAUCUACUGCUACGGGAACAUUCUUUACACAGUGCAAAUGCUCCGCUCCAUCCAGGACCUUCAGACAGUGCAGAUUAUUAAGAUCCUGCGGUACGAGAAAAAGGUGGCCGUCAUGUUCCUCUUGAUGAUCUCCUGUUUCCUGGUGUGCUGGACGCCCUACGCCGUGGUGUCCAUGAUGGAAGCCUUUGGCAGGAAGAGCAUGGUCACCCCUGCCGCCGCCAUCAUCCCCUCCUUCUUCGCCAAGUCCAGCACGGCCUAUAACCCUCUCAUCUACAUCUCCAUGAGCAGAAAGUUCCGGCGCUGCUUGCUGCAGCUGUUGUGCUCCCGGCUCUCAUGGAUUCAGCACAGCGUCAAGGACCGCCCCCUGGCCCGGAGCAUCGAGCGGCCCAUCCGCCCAAUCUUCAUGUCCCACCGAGGAGAUGGGGAACGACCAAAGAAGAGGGUGACCUUCAGCUCCUCCUCCAUCAUCUUCAUCAUCGCCAACAACGACAUUCAGCACCUGGACACCACCUCCAAGAGUGGCCGUAUGUUGUCAGAGGUCAUCCAGGUGCGGCCGCUGUGACAGAGCAUUAUGGGUACUGCAGUACGUCAUGCUACACCCAGGCCACCAUGGGAACUGACUAAUCACCUCCAUCUAACACCUGUUCCUCUGUAUACCUGAGGACUUCCUCUCAUGAUGCAGUAAACCCGGAGGUGUUUCCUCUCAAAAGCCAAAACACCUUUUUGACCCAAGACUACUGGAAGUGUUUAAUGUCCUGUUCUCAGACUGUCUCGCCAGGAAACACUUUUUCUACCAACAGUUGUGGUAAACAAAUGAUGUAGCUGUGAAUUUGUGACGUAUCUCUCUCAACUUGUACCCUGUUAUUUUCAACAGCGCCUAUGUAAUCGUGUCAGCCAGCCUUCGACAUAGUAUCAUCCUGAGUUUAGUGCAGUGCAGUGCAGUGCAGCAGUGCUGAAUGACUGAUGGGAAAAGCCUUGCAAUAUUGCAGCAGCACAUUCUGCACAAUACUCUCUCCACCUUUAUUGUAUCUGGAUGUGAGAAAGAGAUCCUAUUUUAAGAAAGCCACAGAUGAGAUGUAUUUAAAAAAAUAUUUUUAAAAAAUCUUCCUAAUUUAAUUGUCACCACACUCACUAGCGUGAUAAGUGCAAUCACUGUGAAAUGACAUUUCGUGGAAUUAUUUACGUAGAAUAAUAUGAAUGUAAUUAAAGAGGGAGGAGAUUGUGGUCAAGAUCAGACUGGUUCCACAGGCGGCAGCGAUAAGAAACUCCAGUGGCUCCAGGUUGCAGAUGGAGCUCCCUUCAUAAGCCUCCCGAGUCGUCCCCUAUGAGUAGAGUUGAUGAGGAGAUGAUCUUAUUCAGCUCUAUAUAGGCACCAUGUCACCAUAUACGUGCAUCUGUGGUGACCUGAGACUGUCGUAAGAGCAAGCCAAUCAUCAGCCUAGCUAGUAGCUACCACUUUGAGCUUGACAUUUACAGUAGAAUUAUAGGUCUGGUUUAUCCCACAGAAAAUGUUUUUCAUAAAAAUGUGUGCGCCUUAGAUGUUUGUCCUUUUUCACUCAAAACAUGUUAUGCUGUGUGAAGGACUCC
Oncorhynchus keta (chum salmon) is the source of this 2599-nucleotide messenger RNA. RefSeq names its product opsin-3-like. Gene Ontology annotation, biological process: G protein-coupled receptor signaling pathway; visual perception. The transcript has 4 exons. Gene Ontology annotation, molecular function: G protein-coupled receptor activity. Gene Ontology annotation, cellular component: membrane; photoreceptor outer segment. The record is from RefSeq and is a predicted model, not a curated record. Bases 387 to 1574 code for a protein of 395 amino acids. NCBI's taxonomy places the organism in Eukaryota, Metazoa, Chordata, Actinopteri, Salmoniformes, Salmonidae.